AUGACCAGCUCCUCCUCCACCUCGGCGACCCAAGCCAAAGUCCUCUCCAUUAUCCGCCAACGGUGCGAAACCGUUCUCCAAGCCGGUACCAGCGAACCCGGUUUCGGAUGGCAACAAGCGGCUUCCUGUCGAUUAGGUGACGUUCAAGUUUCUGGAGUCGAUUUGGCUGAAGAUGAUGAGGAGGACACGGCGCCUAGGAAGGGGGCUCAGGCGCUGACGACGGUCGAGUUGGAGGUGGAUGAUGGGAUGUGUAAUUUGAGUGGGAAUGCGGUGAGUAUCAUAGCGAUCCUAUGCAACGUACUUCUCACAAUUCGGGGAACUGCUCAAACUUCGAUUGUGUUUCUACAGCACGGCGGUUUCUUGGCAUGGUUGAUCGACCACUGUUCGAGUUUGAGCUUGAUCGCUUUGGCUGGACAUGGGAGGUGGGCAACGAGUGGUGUCAGUACGAACCUCACCGUCAACUAUAUCUCUGCGGCACCAGUAAGUUCACCUAGUUCUGAGAUUGCGACCGCGGAUUGAGCUUCUUAUGCCAAAGUGAAGCUUGGCUGAACAUGUUCGGUUCUUUCGGUUUUGCAGAGCGGCACCCCUCUCAAAGUCGUUACGCGGGUAUUGCAACAAAGCAAAACCUCUAGUCUUUUAGAGACGAGGGUGGAGCAUGCGUACGUUUGGACUAUAGUUGAUCGGUUACAGAGGGGGGGCACGGAGGACUAGAAGAAGAUUCUGCGCUUCCCUUUUACUCCCCGCUUCUCGGUGGUCUCAAGGGAUAAGGAUCAUGGCUGAUGUCAACUUUUCUCUUUUCUUUCGUUGAAAUAGUGAAACGGGCCGCCUCGUUGCGUUCGGCACGCACGUCAAGCAGGAUACACCGAGUCUGAUGAUCAAGUGGCCGAAAGGGUCCGCCAAGCUCUGA
Molecule: messenger RNA, 907 nt
Organism: Microbotryum saponariae
Lineage: Eukaryota; Fungi; Basidiomycota; Microbotryomycetes; Microbotryales; Microbotryaceae
Source: the annotation of a GenBank genome assembly